This is a messenger RNA of Metschnikowia bicuspidata var. bicuspidata NRRL YB-4993, 1230 nucleotides long. It is a transcript of the gene IDP2, whose product is annotated as isocitrate dehydrogenase (NADP(+)). The transcript has a single exon. Gene Ontology annotation, molecular function: isocitrate dehydrogenase (NADP+) activity; NAD binding; magnesium ion binding. Gene Ontology annotation, cellular component: mitochondrion. The coding region runs from base 1 to 1230 and encodes 409 amino acids. Gene Ontology annotation, biological process: isocitrate metabolic process. The record is from RefSeq and is a predicted model, not a curated record. Lineage: Eukaryota; Fungi; Ascomycota; Pichiomycetes; Serinales; Metschnikowiaceae.
AUGGCUGCAAAGAUUACUGUGAAGACACCUAUAGUCGACAUGGACGGUGAUGAAAUGACCAGAAUUAUCUGGCAGUUCAUCAAGGACAAGCUCAUUUUCCCUUACUUGGAUGUGGACAUCAAAUAUUACGAUUUGGGCAUUCAGUAUAGAGACCAGACCGACGACCAGGUGACCAUAGAUGCCGCUGAGGCGGUCUUGAAGUAUGGUGUUGGAGUCAAGUGUGCCACAAUCACGCCCGAUGAGGCACGCGUCGAGGAAUUCAAGUUGAAAAAAAUGUGGCUUUCUCCCAAUGGUACCUUGCGGAACAUCUUAGGCGGUACGGUGUUCAGGGAGCCAAUUGUCAUUGACAACAUCCCCAGAAUCGUCUCACAAUGGGAAAAGCCCAUUAUUAUUGGCAGACAUGCAUUUGGCGACCAGUACAAAGCCACCGACUUGGUGUUUCCAAAGGCGGGCGAAUUAUCUCUUGUGUUCAAGCCUGCCGAUGGCGCGCCUGAGGAACACUACCCCGUGUAUGAUUUCAAGGGCCCGGGUGUAGGCAUGGCAAUGUACAACACGGAUGCUUCUAUCCAUGACUUUGCCGAGUCCUCAUUCAAGUUUGCCUUGGACAGAAAAAUCAACCUUUUUUCUUCCACGAAAAACACUAUUUUGAAGAAGUACGAUGGUCGCUUCAAGGACAUUUUCGAGGAGAUGUACGAGAAGAAGUACAGAGCCCUUUUUGAGGAGGCCGGUAUCUGGUACGAGCACAGAUUGAUUGACGACAUGGUUGCGCAAAUGUUGAAGUCCAAGGGUGGCUACAUUAUUGCUAUGAAGAACUACGACGGUGACGUGCAGUCUGACAUCGUCGCCCAAGGCUUUGGGUCCUUGGGACUCAUGACUUCCGUCCUUAUGACCCCCGAUGGAAAGGCAUUUGAGGCCGAGGCAGCCCACGGCACUGUGACGAGACACUACAGACAGCACCAACAAGGCAAGGAAACGUCGACCAAUUCGAUUGCCUCGAUUUUCGCAUGGACGAGAGGCUUGAUCCAGAGAGGAAAGUUGGAUGACACACCGGACGUUGUCAAAUUUGGUGAAAGCUUAGAAACUGCAGUCCUUGAGACCGUUUCCAAAGACGGCAUCAUGACCAAAGACUUGGCUUUGUCCCAAGGCAAGACCGACCGCUCUUCGUACGUGACCACUGAGGAGUUCAUCGAUGCAGUGCAGGCUAGAUUGAACAAGAACUUGGGCUUGUAA